This is a messenger RNA of Mercenaria mercenaria, 3440 nucleotides long. RefSeq lists its product as uncharacterized. The transcript has 2 exons. Lineage: Eukaryota; Metazoa; Mollusca; Bivalvia; Venerida; Veneridae. Bases 37 to 453 code for a protein of 138 amino acids. The record is from RefSeq and is a predicted model, not a curated record.
ACUGGCCUUACAAAUUAUCACUAUGUCGAGACCGAGAUGGAUACUGAUCUUCUACGACAGGCACAGAUGCAGACAAAACAUUUGAUUGGUUCCUUGGAACUUGCCCAUAGGCAGACAGUCAAGAGCAUGGAAGAAACGAUUGCAACUUUGAAAGACCAGCAUGCGUAUUGGGUGAGUAAACGUCAGCAGUACAUUCAGAGAAGUGCCCGUACUGGCGAUGAAAUCUGUGACAUUCGUUCGCUUACAGCUGUAGAUCGCGAUCCCUGUCUGGAUAGAAAACUUCUGGACAUCGAAACGCGUAAAAUUGACGAUCUUUCAGAUGUGCACAGUUAUCCAGCAAGAACACAAAUUCGCCGAAGAUCAACAAUGCGUACACAGUCCACACACCCGCCUGGUUUUGGGGCUCAGUCUCCAUUUGGACGCACGGGCAGUCGAAUGUCUAGGCGUAAAUGAAUUGAAAAUACAAUGUCUAACAUUCAUUAAGUUCAACAAUGAGAGACUUAUUUUAUUGUAGAAAUGCUGUAUAUUUAUUUAGGAAAGAUAAAACAGUUCCCCUACAAAUCUCAACAUACUUUUGUCGUUUCAGUUGCAACUGGGAUCACAACAAUGAUUGUUUAUAUAGAACUUUAAAUCAAAUUUCAUUAAUUUCCGUGAAGUCUUAUUUAAGUCAUAGUAAAUCAAAUGAAAAGGAACUGUUACAGUAGAUAUAAAUCUUUCAUAAUUUAUAUUACAAAGUAUGGAAACCAAAAAACAACUGCGUUAUUUAACUUGUUUUAUCUCCACAACAACAAAAAUUCAUAUUGUUACGUUUUAUGGCUAAGUCAUAUUUCAAAUUCACACAAAGGAAUAUAUUUGAUACACAUUUGAAACUCACUUGAUUGAGAUAUUUUUGAUUUUGUUGUAGAAUUAGGUGUUUGUUCUAUUUUAUUCACUACCUUUUCAUCCAGACAAAGGAAGCGAACUGUAAGCUAGCCGCUAAUUACUGCCCGUUUUAUCAGUCUGUGAUUUCGUGUGUACUAAGUCACAAAAGCAAAUUUUGAUUAUUGCUUCUAUACAAUUUUACCUACAUUUGUUAUUUUAAUAUUUUACAAGCAUAUAUGUGAUAUAAUGUUUGGUUUUGAUGCUGCAGUGAUACAAAAGUAGUUAGUGUUUUUCUUUUAAGCAAAGACAAUUUCUAUCAUAAGACUCUUGUAGCAAUAAGUUAUAAAUUUAUUAUCUUCAUAUUACAUGAAUUGUUUAUUAUAAAGUUUUUGUAGUUUUGAAAAAGAUGGAAUUUCAAUAAAAAUCUUCAUUCAGAGAUUGCCAAAAUAGCAGAAGAAUACAUCAUUGGCCCAAUAUUUCCAUGUUAUCUGGUCUAUAUCAAAUAACUGACUUAGACCUAAUUUGUUCUGCUGUCUGGUUUGCAAAUGUAUCUUUGAAAAUGGCAAAAUGUAAUAUAUAUAGUUGCAAAAAUGAAACUUGCUUGUGUCACAUUUAUUUAUUGCACACAUGCAGCCUGUCGGAGAUACAAACUUGUAUAAUGACCAAAAAGUGGAUAAAUGUUUCACAAACAUAACAGUUUUGCAAUGUCAUGCAUUAAUCUGAAUGUGAUAAUCAUAUAAACUGUGAUAUGGAGUUAAAAAUUGUUUUUAUUUUCUUUGCUUCUGUAUAAUGCACAUUGAAUUUAUUACAACCACCUGUUAAUACAGAGUUAAUGGCCUUGGUAAAAUCAUCUUGAGAUAAUUAUUGGCACAAAUACGAUCUUCCUGGUGAGGUCAGUUCUUUGCCAAUGAAAGACUGAAGAAUUUAAAUUUUUGUUCCCAAGUAAAUGUCUAAGGGGUCAAAGUUCUGGAGACCAGUCAAACAUGAUAUACCAUCUGAUUGGCUGAUCCUUUGCAUGAUGUUUGAAAUUAACCAAUGGCAAGCAAAGCUGCAUUGUUAUACUGGUCUUCAAACUUAGCAAAGUCUCAGUAUUUCUGUUUAACAUUAGAUUGCUGACGAAUGCUUAAUAAGUAGAAUUUCUAAUAAUCAAAUUAAGGUAUUGAAGCUAAAAAGCUUUUUUAUGCAAUAAGAUGAUAUAAGUUUUGCAUUGAUCAUUUACAAAAUUUAUAUUGCUGAAUAUAGUGGAAAGUUGUAGACAAGAUGAGCUAUAGGUCCAGCUACAGUAUUUUACUAGACAGCAAAGCAUCCCAUUGACCUAGACUUUUUUUGCCCGUGUGCUUUAUGUUCAUUCCAACCCACUGAUUCAGAAUAGUUCUCAUGCUGAUAUUCCGUCCAAAAAAUGGCUGCCAUGAUACAAAAAGGGGAACAAAAUAAGCGAGCAACACUCUUUGGGAGACGCAGAUAUUGACCUCAGUUGAGAGGUUGUUUUUCUAUAGAGGUUAAAUUGAUAGUAAAUUUCAGCUAUGGGAAAUUUUGAUGAUGCUGUUGUGGAGAGGUUUUUGUUGUAGGUUGUAGAGAGGGCCGCUCUGUAGAUGUUGCACUGUAUAUAUAUAACCGUGUUUGAUUUAAAAGAAAUAUUUAUUUUUUAUACAGUGUACUGAUAGUGUGCUAAUUGUAUGUUUCUUAUAUUAAAAAAAACAAUUUUUGUUUUUACUGUUUAUGUCAAAGUUUAAACUGUAUGUUGUGUUGUUUUAGGUACUUGAAUUCAAUUUUAGACUGGCAGGGUUGGAUAAUGUGUAACUGAGUGUUUUAUAAUUGUAUGAUUUGACUGGAAUACUUAUUGCCUAGUCACAAGACUGGCCAUCUUUAAUAUAUAGUAAAUGUAGAUGUGAUUGCAUCAGAAUUAGCACUGUUGUUUUCUUUGAUAUACGGUAUUGCAUACACAUUUACUGAUCUGAGCAGAAAUAUGAUAUAAGUUUUGACGGCAUGACCUUCCGAAGAUUUCCCGUAAUUGUUCACAAAUUGAAAUAAAAAAGCCCUAAUUGCUUUAUGAAUAUUGUUUAAAGAAUUAGACACAAGUUUUAUAGAAAUCAUUUACCGGACACCUCAGGGAUUUAUUUAUUUGAAGCUAGAUCUAUAUGUAUGAAAGUUAAUAAGAUUUUAAGCGAACUGCCUUAUACUGAUGAUAUACUUUUUUAAAAAGAUUUUAUCGGUAAUUGUGUAGAAGUACAAUAUUACCCCACCCAUAUAUUUACAAAGUUUGGUGUGUUCGUGUGGAUCACUAAUUAAAAAAACAAUGCUCUUAGGUUUUAGUAAUUGUCUUUUUUGUAUCUUAUAUAUUGUUUUUUCUCUUUCAAACUUUGCAGCCUAUUUUGACUUGGAAGCAAACUUGUCUCACAGUUCUGAUUAGAAACUAUCUAUAUAUUUUUUACAUUUUAUCUAUUUUUAGAAAGUCAUAGAAAGCCGCCCCUUUGUAUUUUCUUUCUGAUAAAAUUUCUUUUAGUUUCGUUAUUAUCCAUUAUGAGUUACACUGUGUACUCCUCAAUUCAAACCAGGAAUAAAGUGUGUUUAAUGUAGAA